AUGGCAGAAGACGUAACUCAGGGAUCUCGUUUGACAGUGGGUAUAGUGAAUGGCAAAGAAGCAAAAACCAACUCCAGACCUUACAUGGUUUCUAUUCAAUUGCAUAAGCAACAUGUCUGCGGUGGAUUCCUCAUCUCUGAUCCAUGGGUCUUGACUGCUGCACAUUGCUGGGAAAAAAGUCAUAUUCUGACGGUUGUGGUUGGUACUCAAGACUUAAGGCUCAAGUCGAUUUUGAACCACUUUACAGUGAAGGACUAUAUCCAACAUGAAGAGCAUCAAAGCAGACCUUAUCGGAAUGACUUAUUUAUUGCUCAUUGUACCAACAAAAUCAAACUAAAUGUUAAAUGUAUAUCAUUACCAAAGGAAGAUGAUGUUGCAGCAAAUACUCUCUGUGGUGUUGCUGGCUGGGGACUGCAAACUAAUGGCCAAAAAUGUGAUCGUCUAAUGGAGGCAAACGUGACUACAAAAAAAAAAAUAGAGUGUCACCUUAGAUGGGGAGCUGAAUAUGUAGCCUCACAGAUGAUCUGUGUGUAUGGAAGUGGUGGAUCCUGCAGAGGGGAUUCUGGAGGUCUUUUGGUUUGUGGAGACACUGCAGUCGGUAUCACAUCUUUUGGUGACAGUUAUCACUGUAAUUUACUUGAGCGUCCUAAUAUGACGUAUAUUUCAGAAGAACAAUGCAAAACCCCAUACUGCAGCAUGGCUUAA
Puntigrus tetrazona (Sumatra barb) is the source of this 705-nucleotide messenger RNA. RefSeq names its product complement factor D-like. NCBI's taxonomy places the organism in Eukaryota, Metazoa, Chordata, Actinopteri, Cypriniformes, Cyprinidae. Gene Ontology annotation, molecular function: serine-type endopeptidase activity. Gene Ontology annotation, biological process: proteolysis. The transcript is spliced from 6 exons. Bases 1 to 705 code for a protein of 234 amino acids. The record is from RefSeq and is a predicted model, not a curated record.